Molecule: messenger RNA, 543 nt
Organism: Helobdella robusta
Lineage: Eukaryota; Metazoa; Annelida; Clitellata; Rhynchobdellida; Glossiphoniidae
Exons: 3
Coding region: 1-543 (180 amino acids)
Source: RefSeq, a predicted model, not a curated record
AUGUCAAAGCGUAAAAAUCCUUUUAGAGAAGUUGACAGUGCAAUUCAAGUUAAAAUGUGCGUCAGUCAAAAAUUUUUAGAUGAAAAAUCGGACGAAAAGAUGCAAAAAGUUUACGAGAAAACCAAGCAGUUGCUCUUUGCUGGUUCUAAGAAUGCUUUCACCCUCACUACAACGACUAAUAAUGAUGAAAACACGAUGGAGUUUGCUGAAGGCAUGCAGGAAAAUUUAAAUGAAAGCAGUUUGACUAAUAAACAAACAGACAGUCAUACAAAAGAUAUUUCAAAUAGUACAUGCUUCAGACAGUUGACUUUCUCUUCUAAUGGCCAGUUGAGUGUUGGCCAGGCAAUAUGGUCAGAAAGAAACGGUGACAAGAUCUUAAAUAUGACGGUCGUAUUUGUCUUUCCUGCCAACAAAAUCUUCCAAAAAAUGGUCCAAGUUACGAAUGUUCACACUGUUCUUGGUGCUGCAUUCCUCUCUGCUCUCAUUGUACUAGGAGCUGUGUACUGUGUGAUGACGUCUUCUGCUACUUAUGUGCACAUUUAG